Messenger RNA from Lampris incognitus (smalleye Pacific opah), 954 nucleotides. Its product is annotated as zeta-sarcoglycan. Gene Ontology annotation, biological process: heart contraction; cardiac muscle tissue development. Lineage: Eukaryota; Metazoa; Chordata; Actinopteri; Lampriformes; Lampridae. The record is from RefSeq and is a predicted model, not a curated record. The transcript has 7 exons. Gene Ontology annotation, cellular component: sarcoglycan complex; sarcolemma. The coding region runs from base 28 to 954 and encodes 308 amino acids.
CCUGUUCUUGUCUCUGCUGUCUUCCAGAUGACCCAGGAGCAGUAUAUUCUUGCAGCGCAGCCCAACCCGCUCCACCAGAGGGAAGCGUCCGUGUGCGGUGCCCCGGUGUACCCGGCUGUGGGCAUCUAUGGCUGGCGGAAGAGGUGCCUCUACUUCUUCAUCCUGCUCCUCCUCGUCACCAUGAUCGUCAACCUGGCUCUGACCAUCUGGAUCCUCAAAGUCAUGAACUUCACUCCAGAUGGGAUGGGCAACCUGCGUGUGACCAAGGAUGGGUUGAGACUGGAAGGCGUGUCUGAGUUUCUACUGCCGCUAUAUGUCAAAGAGAUACACUCACGUCGGGACAGUCCUCUGGUCAUCCAGUCUGACAGGAAUGUAACAGUCAAUGCCAGGAAUGACCUGGGACAACUGACCGGUCAACUCACCGUGGGAUCUGAGAUGGUGGAAGCCCAGUGUCAGAGGUUUGAGGUCAGAAGCACGGAUGGGGAGAGAGUCCUUUUCUCUGCCGAUGAACAGGAAAUCAGCAUCGGCACCGAGAAACUCAGAGUCACAGGGGAUGAAGGAGUUGUGUUUGGUCACUCUGUAGAGACAUCACAUGUUAGGGCGGAACCAUUCCAGGACCUAAAGCUGGAGUCCCCGACACGGACCCUGACCCUGGAGGCCCCCAAGGGUAUUGAGGUGAGUGCUGGGGUUGGAGACUUCAAGGCCUCCUGUAGGAAAGACCUCUUGCUGCAGUCCUCAGAGGGAGAGAUCUUUCUAGACGCUAACACCAUCAGACUGGGAAGUAUUCCCCAUGGCAGUGCCGUGGAUCCCCUGGAGGGGGCGCCGGCGGGAACUACCUACACCAAACAAACUGUGUACGAGCUGUGCGCCUGCGCUAAUGGCAAACUCUAUCUAUCUCCAGCCGAGAAGGGCUCCACCUGCCAAACCACCAGUAACUUCUGUUUGUGGAGCUGA